AUGAAGAAACGUAGACCAUUCAUUAAAAGGGGAGGCCCUGGUACGUACAGUUACGCAUUAAAUACACAACACAAGCACUUAGGAGUGAGGUCAAGACCCCUUCCACAGUUUAGGCGACCCAGAGUUAACUCCCUCAACCAACUAAUGGAGAGAGGAGACGAACCACCUAGCUUAGCUAACAAGCUACAUACAUUUGCUCAACAGAAACAUCGUGAAGAGGUCACGUGCCACUCAAGUGGCGAGAGUGAGAGGGCCACUUAG
Molecule: messenger RNA, 261 nt
Organism: Dovyalis caffra
Lineage: Eukaryota; Viridiplantae; Streptophyta; Magnoliopsida; Malpighiales; Salicaceae
Source: the annotation of a GenBank genome assembly